AUGCUCCACUUGCUAGUGACUUUCGGGACGUUGGGCAACAUGCACGUGACGCCCACCCUUUCAGCUGCAACCGCCACUCUCUCUCCCUCCUCCGCCUAUGGCAAUGCGGCGAGUGAGCAUCUCACCGCCGCCACUCAGUUAAACGCCGGCCUGCCCCUCCGCCUACGCCUCUCUUUCAGCUGCAGCCGCCCACUCCCUCCCCUCCUCCACCUAUGGCAAUGCGGCGAGUCAAUGCCGGCCUCCCCUCCGCCUCCGCCUCCCUCUCAGCUGCAAGCCGCCACCCUCUCUCCCUCAUCCGCCUAUGGCAAUGCGGCGAGUCAGCAUCUGACUGCUGCCACUCCAGUUAAACGCCGGCCUCCCUCCGCCUACGCCUCUCUUUCAGCUGCAGCCGCCACUCCCUCCCCCUCCUCCGCCUAUGGCAAUGCGGCGAGUGAGCAUCUCACCGCCGCCACACAGUUAAACACCGGCCUCCCCUCUGCCUAUGCCUCCCUUUCAGCUGCAGCCGCCACCCUCUCUCCCUCCUCCGCCUAUGGCAAUGCGAGUGAGCAUCUCACCGCCGCCACUCAGCUGCAGCCGCCACCCCUCUCUCCCUCAUCCGCCUAUGGCAAUGCGGCGAGUCAGCAUCUCACUGCCGCCACCCAGUUAAACGCCGGCCUCCCCUCCGCCUACGCCUCUCUUUCAGCUGCAGCCGCCACUCCCUCCCCCUCCUCCGCCUAUGGCAAUGCGGCAAGUCAGCAUCUCACCGCCGCCACACAGUUAAACACCGGCCUCCCCUCCGCCUACACCUCCCUUUCAGCUGCAGCCGCCACCCUCUCUCCCUCCUCCGCCUAUGGCAAUGCGAGUGAGCAUCUCACCGCCGCCACUCAGGUCAAUGCCGGCCUCCCCUCCGCCUCCGCCUCCCUCUCAGCUGCAGCCGCCACCCUCUCUCCCUCAUCCGCCUAUGGCAAUGCGGCGAGUCAGCAUCUCACUGCCGCCACCCAGUUAAACGCCGGCCUCCCCUCCGCCUACGCCUCUCUUUCAGCUGCAGCCGCCACUCCCUCCCCCUCCUCCGCCUAUGGCAAUGCGGCGACUGCAGCCGCCACUCCCUCCCCCUCCUCCGCCUAUGGCAAUGCGGCAAGUCAGCAUCUCACCGCCGCCACACAGUUAAACACCGGCCUCCCCUCCGCCUACACCUCCCUUUCAGCUGCAGCCGCCACCCUCUCUCCCUCCUCCGCCUAUGGCAAUGCGAGUGAGCAUCUCACCGCCGCCACUCAGGUCAAUGCCGGCCUCCCCUCCGCCUCCGCCUCCCUCUCAGCUGCAGCCGCCACCCUCUCUUCCCCAUCCGCCUAUGGCAAUGCGGCGAGUCAGCAUCUCACCGCCGCCACACAGUUAAACACCGGGCCUCCCUCCGCCUACGCCUCCCUUUCAGCUGCAGCCGCCACCCUCUCUCCCUCCUCCGCCUAUGGCAAUGCGAGUGAGCAUCUCACCGCCGCCACUCAGGUCAAUGCCGGCCUCCCCUCCGCCUCCGCCUCCCUCUCAGCUGCAGCCGCCACCCUCUCUCCCUCAUCCGCCUAUGGCAAUGCGGCGAGUCAGCAUCUGACUGCUGCCACUCAGUUAAACGCCGGCCUCCCCUCCGCCUACGCCUCUCUUUCAGCUGCAGCCGCCACUCCCUCCCCCUCCUCCGCCUAUGGCAAUGCGGCGAGUGAGCAUCUCACCGCCGCCACACAGUUAAACACCGGCCUCCCCUCUGCCUAUGCCUCCCUUUCAGCUGCAGCCGCCACCCUCUCUCCCUCCUCCGCCUAUGGCAAUGCGAGUGAGCAUCUCACCGCCGCCACUCAGCUGCAGCAACCACUUCCCUCCCCCUCCUCCGCCUAUGGCAAUGCGGCGAGUCAGCAUCUCACCGCCACCACACAGUUAAACACCGGCCUCCCCUCCGCCUAUGCCUCCCUUUCAGCUGCAGCCGCCACCCUCUCUCCCUCCUCCGCCUAUGGCAAUGCGAGUGAGCAUCUCACCGCCGCCACUCAGGUCAAUGCCGGCCUCCCCUCCGCCUCCGCCUCCCUCUCAGCUGCAGCCGCCACCCUCUCUCCCUCAUCCGCCUAUGGCAAUGCGGCGAGUCAGCAUCUCACUGCCGCCACCCAGUUAAACGCCGGCCCCCCCUCCGCCUACGCCUCUCUUUCAGCUGCAGCCGCCACUCCCUCCCCCUCCUCCGCCUAUGGCAAUGCGGCAAGUCAGCAUCUCACCGCCGCCACACAGUUAAACACCGGCCUCCCCUCCGCCUACACCUCCCUUUCAGCUGCAGCCGCCACCCUCUCUCCCUCCUCCGCCUAUGGCAAUGCGAGUGAGCAUCUCACCGCCGCCACUCAGGUCAAUGCCGGCCUCCCCUCCGCCUCCGCCUCCCUCUCAGCUGCAGCCGCCACCCUCUCUCCCUCAUCCGCCUAUGGCAAUGCGGCGAGUCAGCAUCUCACUGCCGCCACCCAGUUAAACGCCGGCCUCCCCUCCGCCUACGCCUCUCUUUCAGCUGCAGCCGCCACUCCCUCCCCCUCCUCCGCCUAUGGCAAUGCGGCGAGUGAGCAUCUCACCGCCGCCACUCAGUUAAACGCCGGCCUCCCCUCCGCCUACGCCUCUCUUUCAGCUGCAGCCGCCACUCCCUCCCCCUCCUCCGCCUAUGGCAAUGCGGCAAGUCAGCAUCUCACCGCCGCCACACAGUUAAACACCGGCCUCCCCUCCGCCUACACCUCCCUUUCAGCUGCAGCCGCCACCCUCUCUCCCUCCUCCGCCUAUGGCAAUGCGAGUGAGCAUCUCACCGCCGCCACUCAGGUCAAUGCCGGCCUCCCCUCCGCCUCCGCCUCCCUCUCAGCUGCAGCCGCCACCCUCUCUCCCUCAUCCGCCUAUGGCAAUGCGGCGAGUCAGCAUCUCACUGCCGCCACCCAGUUAAAUGCCGGCCCCCCCUCCGCCUACGCCUCUCUUUCAGCUGCAGCCGCCACUCCCUCCCCCUCCUCCGCCUAUGGCAAUGCGGCAAGUCAGCAUCUCACCGCCGCCACACAGUUAAACACCGGCCUCCCCUCCGCCUACACCUCCCUUUCAGCUGCAGCCGCCACCCUCUCUCCCCUCCUCCGCCUAUGGCAAUGCGAUCAGCAUCUCACUGCCGCCACCCAGUUAAACGCCGGCCUCCCCUCCGCCUACGCCUCUCUUUCAGCUGCAGCCGCCACUCCCUCCCCCUCCUCCGCCUAUGGCAAUGCGGCGAGUGAGCAUCUCACCGCCGCCACUCAGUUAAACGCCGGCCUCCCCUCCGCCUACGCCUCUCUUUCAGCUGCAGCCGCCACUCCCUCCCCCUCCUCCGCCUAUGGCAAUGCGGCAAGUCAGCAUCUCACCGCCGCCACACAGUUAAACACCGGCCUCCCCUCCGCCUACACCUCCCUUUCAGCUGCAGCCGCCACCCUCUCUCCCUCAUCCGCCUAUGGCAAUGCGGCGAGUCAGCAUCUCACUGCCGCCACCCAGUUAAACGCCGGCCCCCCCUCCGCCUACGCCUCUCUUUCAGCUGCAGCCGCCACUCCCUCCCCCUCCUCCGCCUAUGGCAAUGCGGCAAGUCAGCAUCUCACCGCCGCCACACAGUUAAACACCGGCCUCCCCUCCGCCUACACCUCCCUUUCAGCUGCAGCCGCCACCCUCUCUCCCUCCUCCGCCUAUGGCAAUGCGAGUGAGCAUCUCACCGCCGCCACUCAGGUCAAUGCCGGCCUCCCCUCCGCCUCCGCCUCCCUCUCAGCUGCAGCCGCCACCCUCUCUCCCUCAUCCGCCUAUGGCAAUGCGGCGAGUCAGCAUCUCACUGCCGCCACCCAGUUAAACGCCGGCCUCCCCUCCGCCUACGCCUCUCUUUCAGCUGCAGCCGCCACUCCCUCCCCCUCCUCCGCCUAUGGCAAUGCGGCGAGUGAGCAUCUCACCGCCGCCACUCAGUUAAACGCCGGCCUCCCCUCCGCCUACGCCUCUCUUUCAGCUGCAGCCGCCACUCCCUCCCCCUCCUCCGCCUAUGGCAAUGCGGCAAGUCAGCAUCUCACCGCCGCCACACAGUUAAACACCGGCCUCCCCUCCGCCUACACCUCCCUUUCAGUUGCAGCCGCCACCCUCUCUCCCUCCUCCGCCUAUGGCAAUGCGAGUGAGCAUCUCACCGCCGCCACUCAGGUCAAUGCCGGCCUCCCCUCCGCCUCCGCCUCCCUCUCAGCUGCAGCCGCCACCCUCUCUUCCCCAUCCGCCUAUGGCAAUGCGGCGAGUCAGCAUCUCACCGCCGCCACACAGUUAAACACCGGCCUCCCCUCCGCCUACGCCUCCCUUUCAGCUGCAGCCGCCACCCUCUCUCCCUCCUCCGCCUAUGGCAAUGCGAGUGAGCAUCUCACCGCCGCCACUCAGGUCAAUGCCGGCCUCCCCUCCGCCUCCGCCUCCCUCUCAGCUGCAGCCGCCACCCUCUCUCCCUCAUCCGCCUAUGGCAAUGCGGCGAGUCAGCAUCUGACUGCUGCCACUCAGUUAAACGCCGGCCUCCCCUCCGCCUACGCCUCUCUUUCAGCUGCAGCCGCCACUCCCUCCCCCUCCUCCGCCUAUGGCAAUGCGGCGAGUGAGCAUCUCACCGCCGCCACACAGUUAAACACCGGCCUCCCCUCUGCCUAUGCCUCCCUUUCAGCUGCAGCCGCCACCCUCUCUCCCUCCUCCGCCUAUGGCAAUGCGAGUGAGCAUCUCACCGCCGCCACUCAGGUCAAUGCCGGCCUCCCCUCCGCCUCCGCCUCCCUCUCAGCUGCAGCCGCCACCCUCUCUCCCUUAUCCGCCUAUGGCAAUGCGGCAAGUCAGCAUCUCACUGCUGCCACUCAGUUAAACGCCGGCCUCCCCUCCGCCUACGCCUCUCUUUCAGCUGCAGCAACCACUCCCUCCCCCUCCUCCGCCUAUGGCAAUGCGGCGAGUGAGCAUCUCACCGCCACCACACAGUUAAACACCGCCUCCCCUCCGCCUAUGCCUCCCUUUCAGCUGCAGCCGCCACCCUCUCUCCCUCCUCCGCCUAUGGCAAUGCGAUCAGCAUCUCACUGCCGCCACCCAGUUAAACGCCGGCCUCCCCUCCGCCUACGCCUCUCUUUCAGCUGCAGCCGCCACUCCCCCCCCUCCUCCGCCUAUGGCAAUGCGGCAAGUCAGCAUCUCACCGCCGCCACACAGUUAAACACCGGCCUCCCCUCCGCCUACACCUCCCUUUCAGCUGCAGCCGCCACCCUCUCUCCCUCCUCCGCCUAUGGCAAUGCGAGUGAGCAUCUCACCGCCGCCACUCAGGUCAAUGCCGGCCUCCCCUCCGCCUCCGCCUCCCUCUCAGCUGCAGCCGCCACCCUCUCUCCCUCAUCCGCCUAUGGCAAUGCGGCGAGUCAGCAUCUCACUGCCGCCACCCAGUUAAACGCCGGCCUCCCCUCCGCCUACGCCUCUCUUUCAGCUGCAGCCGCCGCCACUCCCUCCCCCUCCUCCGCCUAUGGCAAUGCGGCGAGUGAGCAUCUCACCGCCGCCACUCAGUUAAACGCCGGCCUCCCCUCCGCCUACGCCUCUCUUUCAGCUGCAGCCGCCACUCCCUCCCCCUCCUCCGCCUAUGGCAAUGCGGCAAGUCAGCAUCUCACCGCCGCCACACAGUUAAACACCGGCCUCCCCUCCGCCUACACCUCCCUUUCAGCUGCAGCCGCCACCCUCUCUCCCUCCUCCGCCUAUGGCAAUGCGACUGCAGCCGCCACUCCCUCCCCCUCCUCCGCCUAUGGCAAUGCGGCAAGUCAGCAUCUCACCGCCGCCACACAGUUAAACACCGGCCUCCCCUCCGCCUACACCUCCCUUUCAGCUGCAGCCGCCACCCUCUCUCCCUCCUCCGCCUAUGGCAAUGCGAGUGAGCAUCUCACCGCCGCCACUCAGGUCAAUGCCGGCCUCCCCUCCGCCUCCGCCUCCCUCUCAGCUGCAGCCGCCACCCUCUCUCCCUCAUCCGCCUAUGGCAAUGCGGCGAGUCAGCAUCUCACUGCCGCCACCACCCAGUUAAACGCCGGCCUCCCCUCCGCCUACGCCUCUCUUUCAGCUGCAGCCGCCACUCCCUCCCCCUCCUCCGCCUAUGGCAAUGCGGCGACUGCAGCCGCCACUCCCUCCCCCUCCUCCGCCUAUGGCAAUGCGGCAAGUCAGCAUCUCACCGCCGCCACACAGUUAAACACCGGCCUCCCCUCCGCCUACACCUCCCUUUCAGCUGCAGCCGCCACCCUCUCUCCCUCAUCCGCCUAUGGCAAUGCGGCGAGUCAGCAUCUCACUGCCGCCACCCAGUUAAACGCCGGCCCCCCCUCCGCCUACGCCUCUCUUUCAGCUGCAGCCGCCACUCCCUCCCCCUCCUCCGCCUAUGGCAAUGCGGCAAGUCAGCAUCUCACCGCCGCCACACAGUUAAACACCGGCCUCCCCUCCGCCUACACCUCCCUUUCAGCUGCAGCCGCCACCCUCUCUCCCUCCUCCGCCUAUGGCAAUGCGAGUGAGCAUCUCACCGCCGCCACUCAGGUCAAUGCCGGCCUCCCCUCCGCCUCCGCCUCCCUCUCAGCUGCAGCCGCCACCCUCUCUCCCUCAUCCGCCUAUGGCAAUGCGGCGAUUAAACGCCCUCCCCCCUCCGCCUACGCCUCUCUUUCAGCUGCAGCCGCCACUCCCUCCCCCUCCUCCGCCUAUGGCAAUGCGGCAAGUCAGCAUCUCACCGCCGCCACACAGUUAAACACCGGCCUCCCCUCCGCCUACACCUCCCUUUCAGCUGCAGCCGCCACCCUCUCUCCCUCAUCCGCCUAUGGCAAUGCGGCGAGUCAGCAUCUCACUGCCGCCACCCAGUUAAACGCCGGCCCCCCCUCCGCCUACGCCUCUCUUUCAGCUGCAGCCGCCACUCCCCUCCCCUCCUCCGCCUAUGGCAAUGCGGCAAGUCAGCAUCUCACCGCCGCCACACAGUUAAACACCGGCCUCCCCUCCGCCUACACCUCCCUUUCAGCUGCAGCCGCCACCCUCUCUCCUCCUCCGCCUAUGGCAAUGCGAGUGAGCAUCUCACCGCCGCCACUCAGGUCAAUGCCGGCCUCCCUCUCCGCCUCCGCCUCCCUCUCAGCUGCAGCCGCCACCCUCUCUCCCCUCAUCCGCCUAUGGCAAUGCGGCGAGUCAGCAUCUCACUGCCGCCACCCAGUUAAACGCCGGCCUCCCCUCCGCCUACGCCUCUCUUUCAGCUGCAGCCGCCACUCCCUCCCCCUCCUCCGCCUAUGGCAAUGCGGCGAGUCAAUCCGCCUCCCCUCCGCCUCCGCCUCCCUCUCAGCUGCAGCCGCCACCCUCUCUCCCUCAUCCGCCUAUGGCAAUGCGGCGAGUCAGCAUCUCACUGCCGCCACCCAGUUAAACGCCGGCCUCCCCUCCGCCUACGCCUCUCUUUCAGCUGCAGCCCAGCCGCCACUCCCCUCCCCCUCCUCCGCCUAUGGCAAUGCGGCGAGUGAGCAUCUCACCGCCGCCACUCAGUAA
This is a messenger RNA of Closterium sp. Naga37s-1, 7491 nucleotides long. NCBI's taxonomy places the organism in Eukaryota, Viridiplantae, Streptophyta, Zygnematophyceae, Desmidiales, Closteriaceae. The record is from the annotation of a GenBank genome assembly.